Messenger RNA from Loxodonta africana (African savanna elephant), 2420 nucleotides. RefSeq names its product MYC associated zinc finger protein (gene MAZ). Lineage: Eukaryota; Metazoa; Chordata; Mammalia; Proboscidea; Elephantidae. Gene Ontology annotation, biological process: regulation of transcription by RNA polymerase II. Gene Ontology annotation, cellular component: nucleoplasm. Bases 38 to 1477 code for a protein of 479 amino acids. The record is from RefSeq and is a predicted model, not a curated record. The transcript is spliced from 5 exons. Gene Ontology annotation, molecular function: RNA polymerase II cis-regulatory region sequence-specific DNA binding; DNA-binding transcription repressor activity, RNA polymerase II-specific.
CCCGCUGAGCCCCGCAGGCCCCGCCGCGGCCGAGGCCAUGUUCCCCGUGUUCCCGUGCACGCUGCUGGCCCCCCCCUUCCCCGUGCUGGGCCUGGACUCCCGGGGGGUGGGCGGCCUCAUGAACUCCUUCCCGCCACCUCAGGGUCACGCCCAGAACCCCCUGCAGGUCGGGGCUGAGCUCCAGUCCCGCUUCUUUGCCUCCCAGGGCUGCGCCCAGAGUCCAUUCCAGGCCGCCCCGGCGCCCCCGCCCACCCCCCAGGCCCCGGCGGCCGAGCCCCUCCAGGUGGACUUGCUCCCGGUUCUCGCCGCCGCCCAGGAGUCGGCCGCGGCCGCUGCCGCCGCUGCAGCUGCUGCCGCGGCAGCCGCGGUCGCCACCGCGCCCCCGGCACCGGCCGCCGCCUCCACUGUGGACACAGCGGCCCUGAAGCAGCCCCCGGCACCCCCUCCGCCGCCCCCGCCCGUGUCGGCGCCCGCUGCCGAGGCCGCGCCCCCCGCCUCUGCCACCACCAUCGCAGCAGGCGCGGCCACCGCCGUCGUAGCCCCGACCUCGACGGUCGCUGUAGCCCCCGUCGUGUCUGCCCUGGAGAAGAAGACAAAGAGCAAGGGGCCCUACAUCUGCGCCCUGUGUGCGAAGGAGUUCAAGAACGGCUACAAUCUCCGGAGGCACGAGGCCAUCCACACGGGAGCCAAGGCCGGCCGGGUCCCUUCGGGCGCUAUGAAGAUGCCCACCAUGGUGCCCCUGAGCCUUCUGAGCGUGCCCCAGCUGAGCGGAGCCGGCGGGGGAGGGGGAGAGGCGGGCGCUGGCGGCGGAGCGGCCGCAGUGGCCGCCGGCGGCGUGGUGACCACCACUGCCUCGGGGAAGCGCAUUCGAAAGAACCACGCCUGCGAGAUGUGCGGCAAGGCUUUCCGCGACGUCUACCACCUGAACCGACACAAGCUGUCGCACUCGGACGAGAAGCCCUACCAGUGCCCGGUGUGCCAGCAGCGCUUCAAGCGCAAGGACCGCAUGAGCUACCACGUGCGCUCACAUGACGGCGCUGUACACAAGCCCUACAACUGCUCCCACUGUGGCAAGAGCUUCUCCCGGCCGGAUCACCUCAACAGUCACGUCAGACAAGUGCACUCAACAGAACGGCCAUUCAAAUGUGAGAAAUGUGAGGCAGCUUUCGCUACGAAGGAUCGACUCCGGGCACACACAGUACGACACGAGGAGAAGGUGCCAUGUCACGUGUGUGGCAAGAUGCUGAGCUCCGCUUAUAUUUCGGACCACAUGAAGGUGCACAGCCAGGGCCCUCACCAUGUCUGUGAGCUCUGCAACAAAGGUACUGGUGAGGUCUGUCCAAUGGCAGCAGCGGCAGCAGCAGCAGCAGCAGCUGCAGCAGCGGCAGUGGCAGCCCCUCCCACAGCUGUGGGCUCCCUCUCAGGGGCUGAGGGGGUGCCUGUGAGCUCUCAGCCACUUCCCUCCCAGCCCUGGUGAGCUCCAAGUUGGUGGGGGGAGAGAGUGGAGGAAAGCCCCUUGAUACCCUCUCCUCUUCCCCCCUUUUCCCACCAACUCCUGGAUACUUCCCCCACCAACCAAGGAGCCUCCAGAAGGAAAGGAGGAAGAAGACAUGUUUUCUUAGGGGAAUUCACUAGGUUUUAACGAUUUGUUUCUCCUGCUCCUUUCUUGUCAGACCUGACCCCAUACACACUUGCCCCUCGGUUGUGUUGAAGUCCCUUGGACAGUGGGCAGGGGUGGCAGAGGACAGGAGUGGUCACUGCCCUCACCCCCUCUCCUCUCUGUAAUCCCCUGCCCUGCUCUCCCAGGGAUUUGAGAGCCUUUUCCCUCAAUGGUCCUUCUUGCUCUCCUCCAGUUCACUCCCCCACUACUGUCUGCUGUCCCUCCCUGGGGAGUUGGUGCUUUUUUUUUUUUUUCCUCCCAGGGGGAGGGAGGAGGGAAAGGAGGGGAAUCAAAGAUUCUGUCCCAGAUGAAACAAGGCAAGGUUUGAGAAGGGGCAGAAACGGGCAAGUCAAAGGUUGUACCUUCAUAAGGUGGAGAUGUUUGGGGUCAGGCCCUGAACAGCACCCCUGCUUGAGAAUCUGUCAGGGGGAAAAAAAAGUCUAGGGGAGCAAAGGAAGGAGCCACUAGGGCCAGAGGCAGGACAAGAGAUGGAAUCUUAAGGGGGCCAGGGUAAGGGGGGGAAUCCAGGGACUAGAGGUGCUUCCUGGGAGUGGGGGAAUACAGCUACAGUGGCUCCCCCUUCCCUCUUCCACCCCAGCUCCAGCCCUGGCCUUUUUUUUUUUUUCAUCCCUCCUCCCCACUUCAGAAGCUGUGGCCCUGACCAUGUCAUCGUGUUCCUGUGUCCCCUGCAUGUUCCCUACCCUCCUCCCCCCUCCCUUUGCGCAGACCCCAUUACAAUAAAUUUUAAAUAAAAACCUGA